CAUGCAGGACUAAGUGCGACUCUUUUACUUUCACUUGUUUACUUGACACGUUGGAGAGAAUAAAACAAAACCUGCAUACCCAAGAUUUUUUGUCGAGACAUGGCUUGUGCGAGUAGUCUACUGACUGAGGAACAAUUCCUUUGUUCUAUCUGUAUGGAUGUGUUCACUAAUCCUGCGGCUAUUCCUUGUGGGCACAACUUCUGUCUCCAAUGCAUCACUAACUAUUGGGACACCAGUAACAUAUGUCAGUGUCCACUGUGCUUAGAGCAAUUCUACAAAAGACCAAUGCUUCGGGUCAAUAUUUUCAUUGCUGAAAUGGCUGCAAAGUUCAAGAAAACAAUUGGAGAGAAAUCGUCUGGCAGUGCUGAGCAGCAAUGUGCCAAACCAGGAAGUGUGCUCUGUGAUAUUUGCCCCGGGGUAAAGCUCACAGCCCUGCAGUCCUGCCUGGUGUGUCUAAUGUCUUACUGUGCCACACAUCUGGAGCCUCAUCAGAGAAUUCCAGCCUUAAAGAAACACAAGCUGAUCAAGCCUGUGGAGAACCUGGAAAGCAGGAUGUGUAAGAAGCAUGACAAACUUUUGGAGCUGUUCUGCAAGGUGGAUGGAAUUUUUGUGUGCGAGUCCUGUAUUGACACCGACCAUAAAACUCAUGAAAUAGUGACUCUAGAGGAGGAGGUUAAAAUAAGGAAGACCCAGAUGGAAAUGACUCAGGAAAAGAUGCAUCACAUGAUCCAGGAGCGACAGCAGAAAAUUAAUGAAAUGCAACACUCAGUAGAAACCAGCAGAAAUAAUGCAGACAAAGCGUUGUCAUAUAGCACGGACGUGAUGAGUGCUUUGGUGCAAUACAUUAACAGAAGCCAGGCUGAACUCACUAAGGUAUUUGGGGCGAAGAAGAAAAAAACUGAAACACAGGCAGAGGAUUUCAUCAAAGAACUGGAGGGAGAAAUUAUGCAACUAAAGCAGGAAAGCGAGGGGCUUCAGCAGGUCCCUCUCAGUGAAGACCACUUCAAGUUCCUUGAGAGCUUCCCACCUCUCUCCAUGAUUUGGCCACGGACUAAAGACUGGUCUGAUAUAAAGAUUGACAGUGAGGAGUAUACUGUGGAGACAGCCGUGGCUCAACUGGAGAGGCUGGUCAUAAAAGAAAUUAGGAUGCUGUGUGAUCCUGACUUGAAUAAAAUGCAGCAGCACGCUGUGGAUGUGAAUCUGGAUCCUGAGACAGCACACCCCUGUAUCACAGUGUCUGAGGAUGGGAAACAAGUCCGCUAUGGAGACACAAAGAAGAAACCCCUGGUCAAACCACAGAGGUUUGAUAAUGUCCUUAAUGUCUUGGCAAAAGAGGGUUUCUCCUCAGGGAAAUUUUAUUAUGAAGUGCAGGUUAAAGACAAGACACAGUGGGACUUAGGCGUUGCGAAAGAGUCCAUCAACAGGAAGGGGGACAUAAGGCUGAGUCCAAACAAUGGGUACUGGACGGUUUGGAUGAGGAAGGGAAGGGAGUACACCGCCAAUGCAGGCCCUGCUGUUAUCCUGCCUCUAAGACAGAAGCCCCAAAAGGUCGGGGUGUUCGUUGAUUAUGAGGAGGGUCAAGUGUCCUUUUAUGAUGUGGAAGCACGGGCUCAUAUGUACACCUUCACCGGCUGCAACUUCACCGAGAAGCUCUUUCCAUUCUUCAGUCCCUGUGGUAAUGAUGGUGGCAAAAACUCUGCCCCUUUGAUCAUUACUCCUGUCAAAUACAGUGGGUAGCUUUUUCAGGGGAGACAGAUAGCUAAAGAGGGAGAGAGAUGGAAUGCAUGUAUUAGUGUGUGCAAAGGUGUUUAUCUGUGUAACUCCAGCCUGCCACCCUGUAUCUCCAAUCCAUCAGCAUCACAGAGACACCGACACCCAGUUGUAGAUCUCCACCAGUCAGACAGAGACCCCGUUCAGCCACCAGGACAUUCACUCCACACAGUCACACAUCUCUGUGGCAGACUGGUACAGCCAUAUAUCUCCUUGGAUUACAAAAAUACCUUACUUAUGACAGGGUAAAGCAGGCCAUUAAUUUUGAUAUGUUAAAGCAGCUUGUGCCUGCCAGGAUGUCUUUGCAACUACCAGACCUGAACCAAAAAGCAUUUGCAAAUUAUUCAUAGCAUUUAUUUUGGCCGAGCUGAAAUGUCACCUAGGUGGGCUUGACCAUAUCUGGAUUCAGUUAUCACUCAAUGUGUUAUCUUGGUAUUCAAAUCAGGUUAAAAAUAAACUUAAGGAUUAUUUACAAGUACCAUUUGACCCAGGUGGGAUAAACCCCCAAAAUAGAUUCCAGGACAACAGAUCUCAAGGUGGUCCACUCUACUGCACCUGCUAUGGAAAAUAAACCUGCAGUCUGGUGCAACACAGCAAUGUUAUUCAGAAUCAAUUGCAAGACAUUAAAGGACCACUAUUAUUAAGUUUUCAAGGAUUUGGAUCAAGUGUACUAUGCCUCAGGUAAAGAACAGUGUUCUUCAUAAUGUUUUGCAAGUAAAAGUAAGUUAAUUAGAGGGAUUCUUAUUGACCGGAUUUUAAUAUUGAGUCCUCAGGUAGAACAGCAACAAUACUGAACCCCUGACUGUCAAACAAAACCAGCCUCUAAUUUAAAUGAGAUAAUCCUGCUUAGUGGAGACCCUUAAGUUCAAAUUCUACAAAUCUGCCUGCUCUGAACGUUGGUAAUUGUUAAAUGAGAUUGUUUUGAUCACGUGAUAAUUUUUUGAUUAUGUUUCUGAUUGUGUAAAUAGUUUGCAUUGUUCCGAUAUAUGACAUGGGUGCAAUUUCACAGUAUGUUCAUCAGCACAUUACCACUUCUCUCUCACAUGAGCUUCUUCAUCUCUGCUGAUUGAACUGGAGUUAAAAGUAAAUCAUCAUAAAAGCGAGGAGAGUAAGA
Molecule: messenger RNA, 2884 nt
Organism: Myripristis murdjan (pinecone soldierfish)
Lineage: Eukaryota; Metazoa; Chordata; Actinopteri; Holocentriformes; Holocentridae
Product: nuclear factor 7, brain-like
Exons: 2
Coding region: 100-1737 (545 amino acids)
Molecular function (GO): protein binding; zinc ion binding
Source: RefSeq, a predicted model, not a curated record